AUAUAUACAGCUUCCCUUCCCUUCCCAUCCCAUCCCAGUAUUAGAGAGAGAGAGAGAAUGGAUGUGAGGAGAUUGAUGGUGGUGGUAUUAGUGGGAAUGGGGAUGCUAAUAGGGGAGUCAAAUGCAUCUUUCAAGGACUGCUAUGCAAAAUGCUUUAUUUUCUGCAUGAUUGAGCCUUCUCAAACUCUAUGCUCCUGCACUACCAACUGCCUCAAACAAUGCAUCUUUAACUCUGAUGCCAAUUCCACCAAAGCUGAAGAAUCUCAAGAUGAUGAGCUCAACACCCACAACUUCUGCAAGCUCGGGUGUGCCCUUUCCAUGUGCUCCUCCCUCAGUUCUAAGCAUCAACCCAAUAAAGAGAAAAUGGAUGGUUGUGUUGGAUCCUGCGAAAACAGGUGCACCAACAACUACAGUUCAUCACCAUAGGACAUAGGAGGUUACGUUGUUGGGUGGUAUUUUAAUUUGUUCUGAUUAAGGCCAGGAGGCAGGCAUUUUCAAUCAUUGUUGUUGUUGUUGUUGUUUCUUCUUUUUGGUACUUCUGAUUAAGGAAGGAGGUGUGAAGGGUUGAUCAUCAUCUAACAUGCACCCUCACUUCAUCUAUUUCCAAUAUCUAAUUUCCAACAUGCAAUGUAAUCAAUCUUUGUUUAUUCUGUAAUGUAAUUUAAUGAAAGAGCAUUUCAGCUUUUCA
This is a messenger RNA of Ipomoea triloba (trilobed morning glory), 688 nucleotides long. RefSeq names its product thionin-like protein 2. The record is from RefSeq and is a predicted model, not a curated record. Lineage: Eukaryota; Viridiplantae; Streptophyta; Magnoliopsida; Solanales; Convolvulaceae. Bases 58 to 426 code for a protein of 122 amino acids. The transcript is spliced from 2 exons.